GAAAUAAUUUGUCUUUUUGCGUCUCGACGGCCUUGAAUACUAAUCUAUGAACGGAAAAAACUCUCAAGGAAUCAUCACUCGCAGCUGCGCACCUCGAGAGUGUCGAGUCAGUAUAACUGUUAUUCCAGGAUAAACUCACACCCAUCAAAGGUAAGCAUAUUUGCAUCGCUCAGCAUUACAAAGAGACUAUCAUACGUGACGGUGAAAACAGUGCAUUUGAGGUAGGGUUUUAGACCUAGGUAAUUAUGGCUAACUACUUCAAACCACACCAACCAAACCAAUUAACACCCAUAAUUACACAAACUACACCGACUAUAUCGAACUAACGGCCUGCACGUUAACUGUUUAAAUUCAGCGACGACAUUGACUAUAACUAGUUACAGCAACCACGAAUAAAACAUCCAGUACACCGGCACUCAGAGCCAUCCUACGUUCCAUCGCAAUUUGGGCGUGCAAGCGAAAAAUUGCACUUUAACAAAUUAGAAUCUUGUCCUAAUACUAAAUAUAAACGAAUGCUUACAUCAAACCAAGUAAACUAAAUACUUUACAACGUUGUGGUGUUCUCUAUAGCUCUCAUUGGUUUCACAAAUUGUCAGUUACCAAAAAAAUUUUAUGCCAAAUUCACGAGAUAAUCAAAUUUCAUUAUUAGUGCAAACUGCAUGAUCCCAAGAUCCGGAGAAUUCAACUAUACUAGGUUUAUUUUUUUCCGUUUGCAAGAGCUAUAAAGUCUGAAUUUGAAGAUGUUUCGUGCCAUCAUCCUAUUGAUAAAUGAAUCCUUUGUGGUGGCAAUGGUUUGUAACAUACACGCCUAACUGCACAUGAACCCCUUGGUUGAUAAAGGAAACAAUGAGAUCAUUUAUCUUUCAGUGACUACACGGCCUUGAAUACUUUUCUGUAAAUAGAACAAAGUUUCGAGGAAUCAUCACUCGCAGCUGAGCGCCUUGAGAGCGUCGAAUUAGUGUAACUGUGAUUCCAGGAUAAACUCACACCCAUAAAAGGUGAGCAUAUUUGCACCGCUUAGCAUUAUACAAGUAGGAGUGAAAACAAUGCAUUUGAUCUAAAGUUUUUCAGACCUAGGUAAUUAUGGCUAGCUACUUCAAACUGCAGAACUGCUUCAAGAUAAUCAGCUUGCAUUAAACUCUUCAACACUACACCAACCAAACAAAUUCACACCCGGAACCACACAAACUACGCCGACUACAUCCAAAUAACGGCCUGCACGUACAUUGACCAUCUUAGUCUGCAACGAAUAAUCAACCACACCCUAAUCGCCAGAAUACAGCGACGACAUUAAGAAUAAAACAUCAAAGUACACCGCACUCAGAGCCAACCUGCUUCAGCGAUAGCAAGUCCUAAGUUCCAUCGUAAUUUGGGCGUGCAAGCGAAAAAUUGCGCUUAAACAAGUUAGAAUCUCGUCUUAAUACUAAAUUUAAACGAAUGCUUAAAUCAAACCAGGUAAACUAAACACUUUAAAACGUUGUGAUGAUUUCUGUAGCUCUCAUUAGUCUCACUAUCUGUCAGUUACCAAAACAAUUUUGUGCGAAAUCCACUAGAUAAUCAAAUUUUAUUGUCAGUGUAAAAUAACACGAUCCCACAAUUCUGAGAAUUCUGAUUGUUAUCAGACUGAUUGAAAGCGAACACACAGACUUGAAUACACUUGCUCUAAUAAAUGUUAACGUCUACGAGUUACGACAGAGUCAUUUAUGAACUUGCUGCAGUUACAUCACAAUUUAGGCGUGUAAGCGAAACAAAUUAAAAUCUUGUCUUGAUACUAAAUAUAGACGAAGGCUUACAUCAAACCAAGUAAACUAAAUACUUUACAACGUUGUGAUGUUCUCUAUAGCUCUCACUGGUCUCACAAUUUGUCAGUUGCCAAAACAAUUUUAUGCCAAAUACACGAGAUAAUCAAAUUUUAUUAUCAGUGCAAAUUGCAUGAUCCUAAGCUCCCGAGAAUUCGAUUUCAUCGAAGACUGAUUGAAUGCGAUCACACAGACUUGAAUACAUCUGCUCAAGUAGAUUUGAACGUCUACGAGUUACGACAGAGUCAUUUAUGAACCAAAUCCUGUACAGGUAACAGUUAAGGAACUGAUUAACAAAGAGUAGACCUUCAUAAUAAGUUUACCCAAUUAUUGUGGCUAAUUACAAGAGAAAGGUAAUACUUUUCUGAGACUUAAACCGUCAUACUGUCUUGCUAGGUGGUAAUUGAAAGCAAUUCGAAAUUUGUUAAUUAAAAAAUGGCUGUUAAAAUGUCCUGCGUGGGAUUUUAAUCCUAUUUAAAGUUGCUGGCUGGGAAAAUAAUCCUUUUCAUUCAGGUUGGCUGGCAGUGGAGAUGAGCACAGCAAAUUUUUUUCCCAUAAAGAUUAAUUGUCAACCAAAUAUCAUACAACGUUUCUUUAGAUGCAAUAGAUUUUGCAUCGAUCAUGAUCUGUCUAAAAUGAUUGUCAAUACAUUUAGCAUGUAUGCAAAAAAGCAGUGUUUAUAACAUGCGAUAAAAUAUCACAGUCCUUCUAGGAAAUGUGAUUUCAAAAGUCAGUGUGUGCUCCAUCGUAAUGUAGGGGUGGAAAUGAAACACAAUUCUGCACAAAGAACUCAUGAGUGGGAGUAAUAACACAAUGAAAAGUUUUAGAUAUUGCGCUUCGAUAGUCCCAGCACACAUCUGUUAUUGAUAUAACAAGGAGAAGGAACUGAACUGAAAAGUAAAACGAAAGCGAAGACUGUAGCUAAAAAAUUCAUUCUGUGUGUGCUAAAUGGCUGCAAUACUUUUUAGAAAGAAAUUCUAGUUUGUGUUGUAUCAAAGAUAAGCAUAUUUGUAACGCUCAGCGACACAAAGAGACUACCAUACGUGAGAGUGAAAACACUACAUUUGAGUUACAUUUUGUCGGACCUAGGUCUCAGUAAAUGUGAUUUCGAAAGUCAGUGUGUGUUCCAUUGUAAUGUAGUCGUCGAAACGAAACACAAUUCUGCACAAAAAACUCAUGAGUGUUAAUUAUAACAUGACGAAAAAUUUCAGAUAUUGCGCUUCGAUAGUCACAGUACACUUAUCUGUUAUUGAUAUAACAAGGCGAAGGAACUAAACUGAAAAGUGACACGAAAGCGAAAACUCCUGCUAAAAAUUCAAUAUUAAUUCUAUAUGUGCUAAAUAGCUGCAAUACCUUUUUUACAAAGAAAUUCUAGCAUCUAUAAUACAAGCCCCAUUCCAGUUCUUUAACUGUACUAGGUCUAUUAUUUUCUGUUUCAAGAGCUAUCAAUUCUGAAUUGCAAGAUGUUUCGUGCGAUCAUCCUAUUGAUAAAAGAAUGAUAUUUAGCCACACCAAGGUGUACAAAUUACACUCGAAUCACCAGCUACGCUUAACUCCACUGAGAAAGUAUAUCACUUAAACCAACAGUACAUGACUACAUCAAACUUUUCCAGAAUUAAAUAAUACAGUUAACUACCUAAAACUACAGACUAUAUUAGCUCAAUCAAUUAGCACUAAACUACUCAACAUUACUUCAACUCUUAAGUGAAAUUAAAAUACCCGGCGUCGAGGAUGAAAGUUGAGUGCUUCAAUAUGUACUUUGGUCCAAUUUUUCGCAGCUAGAGGUGAUGUUUUUGUAAAGCCGUUUGCAAUCGCGUUUCCUCUCCUUUUUUGCGGGUGUGAAAAAGUCUCGAGCGCGUUUAAAGGUUAUAUUUUAAGCCACAUUCCUUUUCAAGCUUUCCUGUCUAUCCACUAAAAUGCAUCUUUCCUCAUCGGUGCGACUUUUCACCUAUCGUAUGCACUAACAGUCUCUUCUAAAAUCACAAGAAACGCCAUAAUAUAGGGCAAGUACGGAUAAGAAAAGAAACUCGCCCCUUGGAAACCGCUGUACUUUCUGUGAUCCAAACAAGGACCAAAAUAACCACUAUCCCGUUCUUAGGUAAAAAGAAGUGGCCCUAGAUGAGAGGAGAGAGUAAGAGAAGGCCAAAAUAACACGAUGACUGACGAGAGAGGAGCCACACAAAUGUCGUACGAAGAGGAUCUGAUGCAAGCACUCCAAAGUUUACACCGCUAUUAUCCUAAAAUUAUAGAACCCGCCCUAAAUGAUAUAAAAUAUGUUUUAAAGAGGAAAGACAACGCAUUUGUAAUACCUAGGAGAGGCCAUCAUGUUAUCAACAAAGGAGUCACUAAGCUUUACAAAGACAUAAUUAAGAAUUUUUUCGAUGUCUUAGGGGGCGAAGAAGAACAUUUCACGAAGGAAUUUAAUUAUGGAGAGCUAGAAAGUAGAGGAAUCAUUAACGAACAUGGUCUCCCGAACGACGAUUUCCUUCAGUCCUGCGAUAUCCCUUAUGAAAUUAAGAGCAAAAUUGACUGUAUGCCAGUGGAAAAGCCGUUUAAUGGGCCACAUUAUGACAUAAACGCUCAGGAGUUUGUUUGCGCCAAAAUAGCACUGUUAACUGGUGUUAAUUGUGUAAUGCUAGAUAUCCAUAAAAGCCUCACAGAUAGAGGAGAGAUGCCCGAGAGUUAUGAGGACAAAUUAACAUGCGUGAGAAAUAUUACUACCAUCUUAAUUGAAAAGGACAAACAUGGUGUAUAUGUAGACUCUGUAGCUAAGCUAUGCUGGUAUAAUAAAAAUCCAGGUAAAGUCCAAGUCUUCGAAGAGUGUAUCGAAAGUGUUAGGCUAUUGAGCAUAGAGUAAAAGUAGAUGAUAGUACGCCUGGUAAACUUUUGGAAAUGUUUGAAGGGGCCAAAAAGCUGCCUAAUAAAUAUGAGCAAGAACAUACGUAGAAUAUACUUAGAUAUUCCUUGAUUGAAGACAAAGUGGCAAAGGCUAGAACUGUUAGGUUUUUCACUGAGUUGUAUCAACACGGAAAUUUUGAAUACUUCAAAUAAGGAUGUUGAGUAAAUGUGAUUUCGAAAGUCAGUGUGUGUUCCCUCGUAAUGUAGUCGCGGAAACGAAACACAAUUCUGUGCAAAGAACUCAUGAGUAGCCGGGAGUAAUAACAUAACGAAAAGUUUCAAAUAUUGCGCUUCCAUAGUCGCAGUAGACUAAUAUGUUACUGAUAUAAGGCGAAGGAACUGAACUGAAAAGUGAAACGAAAGCGAAGAAUCUUGCCAAAAAAAUUCAUUAUUAAUUCUAUGUGUGCCAAAUGGCACACAAAGAAAUUCUAGUUUGUGUUUAGCCUCCACCUAUCAUAAUUUUUAAGGAGUGCGAGAAAGUGGAAAAUUGAGCAUCUACAAAUAAAGUCACAUUCCAGUUCUAUAGCUGUACUAGG
Molecule: messenger RNA, 5233 nt
Organism: Pocillopora meandrina
Lineage: Eukaryota; Metazoa; Cnidaria; Anthozoa; Scleractinia; Pocilloporidae
Source: the annotation of a GenBank genome assembly